Molecule: messenger RNA, 2271 nt
Organism: Fomitiporia mediterranea MF3/22
Lineage: Eukaryota; Fungi; Basidiomycota; Agaricomycetes; Hymenochaetales; Hymenochaetaceae
Product: Oligoxyloglucan reducing end-specific cellobiohydrolase
Exons: 7
Coding region: 1-2271 (756 amino acids)
Biological process (GO): xyloglucan metabolic process
Molecular function (GO): protein binding
Source: RefSeq, a predicted model, not a curated record
AUGUCUAAGUAUCUCCGGCUUGCAACCGCUGCCUUUUUUGCCAUUGUCCUAGCUCGCGCUGCGGUAACGUCAGAGCCGUACGUGUGGGAGAAUGUCAAGAUAGGAGGAGGUGGAGGAUUCGUCCCAGGCAUAGUUUUCAACCCUAGCGCAAAGGGCCUUGCUUUUGCUAGGACAGACAUCGGUGGUGCAUACCGCCUCAAUGCAGACGAUUCAUGGACCCCUUUACUUGAUUUCGCUGAUGAUACACAUGCAAAUUACUGGGGCACAGACGCUAUCGCCACCGAUCCAGUCGACCCCGACAACCUUUAUAUAGCAGUCGGCCUAUAUACGAACUCCUGGGAUCCUAACAAUGGAACUAUCCUCAUCUCCCAUGACCGCGGUGACUCGUUCACCGCUGUUCCGUUUCCAUUCAAAUUUGGAGGGAACAUGCCAGGUCGUGGACUUGGUGAGCGACUUGUCGUCGACCCAAACAAUAACAAAAUCAUUUACUUUGGAGCUCGUUCGGGACAUGGCUUGUGGAAGUCGUCCGAUGCAGGCCAGACAUGGGCGAAUGUGACAAACUUUCCCUCUGUCGGCACCUACGCUCAGGAUCCAUCCGACUCAUCCGGUUAUGGUAGCGACAUCAUGGGCAUUGCUUGGAUCGCCUUUGACAAGAACUCUGCGACUUCAGGAGGAUUAAGUAGAAUUUUCGUGGGAGUUGCGAAUAUGGGCUCAGAUAACGUUUUCGUCUCCGAGGAUUCUGGUGCAACGUGGAGUGCCGUCGAGGGUCAAAGAAAUGACUUCAUCCCUCAUCAUGGUGUUCUCUCACCCGCAGAAGAUGCACUCUACAUACCCUACGCGAAUGGCAUCGGACCCUGGGAUGGUACUGCCGGAUAUGUCAUGAAGUACUUCAUCUCGAACAGUAGUUGGGUAGACAUCACCCCUGCACAAGGCAUUGCCGACAAUAGCUAUGGUUAUAGCGGCCUGUCAGUCGACCUUCAAAAGCCCGGAACGGUCAUGCUUGCUCCAUUCAAUGAAUGGUAUCCUGAUGCAAACAUAAUGCGUUCUACAGACGGUGGUGCUUCGUGGACUCAGAUCUUUAGUUCCGGUUAUCCUCCACCGGACUACUCUCUAGCAAUCUACCCAAACUAUAACUACAACGUGUCUAAGGCGCCAUGGAUCACGACUUUCAUGACAGGCAACACGGACACGCUCGGUUGGGGAAUUCAAGGACUGGCAAUCGAUCCCUUCGACUCGGACCAUUGGCUCUAUGGCACAGGGCUUACAAUUUACGGUGGGCAUGAUCUAAGAAACUGGGACGCAAAUCCACGAAAGAAUGUUACGGUUGCUAGUUUGGCAGAUGGGGUUGAAGAAACUGCACCUCAAGCCUUGACUGCUCCUCUGUCUGGCCCGAAGCUUGUAUCAGCUGUUGGCGAUGUUGGUGGUUUCGUGCACACAGACUUGACAGAGCCGCCUCCGACAUUCACGAACCCAAUCUGGUCUGGGACUGCGACUGGUGUUGAUCAUGCUGGUGCUAAUCAUUCUAACAUCGUUCGUCUCAGUGGAAUCGCCGGUUCAAGCUCAGUAUCCGUCGCCACUUCAACCGACGGUGGACAGACAUGGUCUCCGUAUGCUGGAUCUCCGUCCAUAUCGGACAACAUUUACGAUGGAAAGAUCGCGAUGUCAGCGAACGGUGAUACCCUCCUUUGGACACAAGCAACCGGUUUCUCUGGUGUCAGGUUCUCGAAGAACGGAUCACCAUUCACUGAUUCCAAUGGUCUGCCGAGUGGAUCUACUGUCCAGAUCGCGUCUGAUAAACUGAACAAUACUGUUUUCUAUGCUGGAGUAGGAUCCGAAUUCUUCAUUUCGGUCGAUGGUGGCGAGGCAUUCACGCAGAAGAAUGUAUUGGGCAGUUCAACUAAUACAUUACAGAUUGCGGCCAGUCCUUUCAAUGCGGGCGAGAUCUUUGUCUCGACAGACCGCGGCAUUUGGCAUUCGACGGACUUCGGAACUAAUUUCACAGAGCUCGCUGGUCCGACUGCAGCAUGGAGUAUUGCCGUGGGGAAAGCCAAGGAAGCAAGUAGUCCCCCUGCGUUUUAUGCUGCCGCAACCAUUGAAGGAGUGAGCUCGUUGUUCAGAACAGACGACCUUGGUAUCAACUGGGCCAAAUUACCGACAAAAGACAAAGCCCUCUUAUCUGCAUCAAACAUGGUACUCGCCGCGGAUCCGAACGUGUACUCGCAGAUCUUUGUUGGUGCUGGUGGGAGAGGUAUUUUCGUCGGGCAUGCAUAA